AUGACAGAUAUAAAAUCUAUUCUCAGAGAUUAGAUUAGGUUGGGAAAAUAAUAGAGGAAGUCAUUGCAAAUCAUGGAAUUUAGGAAAAGCACAUUUUAGGAGAGUAGCGCUUUAACUUAAGAUAUGAACUUAAAAUCAAGUUAAGGAUAAAAUUUAAUAAAAAUGGAGACAAUAGAUUCUGUUUCAUCGAAAAAUUUAGAUGAAAAUUAAUAAAUUGAAAUUGAUAAAGAAAAAGAAAAAGAAAGUGAGAAUGGAGAAUUUAUUCAUAAAUCUUAACUAGCAGAGCUUCUUAAAGAUUAAAUUUAAACUAAAUGCCAGAAAAGACAUGAUUUAUUUUAGCAAAUGAUUGAAGAGGAGCGUAAAUAAUAAGGAGCCAUAGUUAUAAAAUUUGGUAAUCAAUUAUAAAUCUAACCUAAAUUCAUGAAAAUUAGGGGUUCAAUGUGCUCAACUGAGCUAUGGUCAACUAGACAAAAAAAGGAUUUAUGCUACGAGUACAUUAUAAACUCUCAGCUUGAAAAAGGUAAAGCUGUAAAAACUUCUACAUUAUAGUCAAAAAUAGUAAUAUUGAAUGGAUUAAACAAAAACUCUCCUUUUGAAUUAAAUCAGUUCAUAGACUCAAGGAAAUACAAAAUGCCUAUGUCUGAUAGAAUUAAUGGUGUUUCGUAUUUUAAACCUGAAAAAAUGAUCAAUUAAGCUGAUAUUUAUAUGUAACUCUAGUAAGAUAAAUAAGGUAUAUAGGUAUAAAAAUACUCAAUAGCUGAUUCAAUAAUUAAUUAAUUAAACACUAGAAUACCAAUAGAUUUAAAAUUUCGUAGUAAGAGUGGUGAACCCACAUAUCAAAGGUAAACAGCUUCAAGCACAAAUAAGCUUAUUUAAAAAAAUUAAGUUUUAGGCUUAAAAUCACCUUAAAUAUAAAGUAUCUAAAGCGAAUACUCGCCAACAUGUUCUCCUCUUUCUUAGACCAGAAAUCAAAGUACUUUUUCUUCACAAGUCUAACGAGUAUCAGAACAACAAAAAACCAGAAAAAGCUUAAUUAAAUAAAACCAUGCUAAAUAGCAAUCCUUUUCUGAUUAAAUGAGAAGUAAGUAUAAAAGUCUUAAGUUAAAUAAAUCUUUAAAUUCUAUGCAGCUUUCAACAUAAGAUAUGAGUGGUAGUUUAACAAUUUUAAAAAGGCUUAAUUCUAAUUCCUAAACAGAAAUGUAGUUUCCUAAAGCAGAUAGAAUUACAGAGUUAUAAAAUGGUUCCUCUCAAUCUAAUUUUAUUGAGUAUCUAUUGUCACCAAAAAGCCAAACAUUAGGUUUCAAAGCAACAAACACCACAGAAAUUUAUUCAAAUUAAGAUUUCGAUAAUAAAAACUAAGCAGGAAAUACAGACUUGCAAGUUAGAGAUUAAGUGAAAUACUAAAUAGAUAAUUUAAUAAAUUAAUGCAAUAAGUCUUUGCUAGACAACCAUCUUUUUCAGAGUUUUAAUUAUAAAACAAUGGGUUUAAUCAACAAUAAUAAUUAAAUAGAUAAAUUAAUUAAAAUAAGAACUAACUGGAAUACAAUGCAAAAUAAUAUGCUAAAAAGAUAGAAAGAAAAGAAAAGUAUUUAUUUUAAUUUUGAAAUUAAAUAGAGAAUUCAAAUGAUUUUUAUUUAUUUAUUUAUUCAUUUUAUUUCUUUUUGUAAAAAAUAGUGUGUAAAUUUAAUAAGUAAUAUAAAAAAUUAAAUAAAUUUAACCUUAAUUAAACAGAAAAUUAAUUAAAUUACAAACAAUAAAAAUAUUUUAUAAAUAUUAUUAUAAAUCUAUCUAUGA
This is a messenger RNA of Tetrahymena thermophila SB210, 1794 nucleotides long. RefSeq lists its product as hypothetical. The record is from RefSeq and is a predicted model, not a curated record. NCBI's taxonomy places the organism in Eukaryota, Ciliophora, Oligohymenophorea, Hymenostomatida, Tetrahymenidae. The transcript is spliced from 2 exons.